Messenger RNA from Venturia canescens, 2183 nucleotides. RefSeq names its product cGAS-like receptor 1 (gene cGlr1). NCBI's taxonomy places the organism in Eukaryota, Metazoa, Arthropoda, Insecta, Hymenoptera, Ichneumonidae. Bases 351 to 1862 code for a protein of 503 amino acids. The transcript is spliced from 10 exons. The record is from RefSeq and is a predicted model, not a curated record.
UCGGCCAAGUUCACGGAGGUCUUGGUGCAGUACAGAUUCGCACGAACAUGACCGGAGCUAACCAAACGAGACGACAAUUAAAUAAAUUUAUGGUCAAUUCCUCACUCCGCCUUUUCACCGGUAAUGUCGAUCCUGAGGCUGGACGCUCGUGUCACUCAAGAAUAAUCGGAACCAAGAGAAAUGAAACACGUGUAAUCUUGAGUGGAGCAAUACCAGUGGUUUUUUUUUUUUUUUUUUUUUUUAUAAGCGUAUCCUAAACGGACGCUUUUACUCCGAUUCAAGUGGAAAGACCAGAGCGGAACUCGCUCCAUUAAUAGUUCAACCGUUCACUGAGUGAGGAUUUAGCUGAAAUGAGUUUUCCUAAAAACGACAAAAAAUUCCGUGACCAAAGAAAAAUUCAAAUUAUCAACAAAUGCAUCGGUUUGAAGGAAAGUGAAAUAAAGAGGAAUAAUGAAAUCUUGACGAAGGUACUGAAGCACGUACUGGACUCGAUGAAAGAGAAAGACGAAUUUUUCCGCGAUCACUUUCAGAAGCCUGAUUUUGUCGGGAGCUUUUACAAGCGUACAAAGAUCGGAGAACCCGAGGAAUUUGAUGUCAAUCUUAUCAUAAGGCUACCAGUGGAAUACAACACGAUCACGUUUGUUAAAGGAAUGCCCGGCUGCACGAAAGUAAAACUGGAUGUUUCCCGUUGCUCCACGUCCAAAUGGGAGAAGCACAAGAAAACACUUUCAAAAUGGGUGACCCCAGACGGAUACCUGAACCAGGAGAAAUUCCGACAGUCGAUGGAAGGCUCCAUUUCACAGGGCAUACAAAACAACAGAAAAUUCGAAGGUUUCACUUUGGAAGUGCGGAAGAAUGGCCCCGCGUUUACAUUAUGGAUCAACAACGAAUCCGGACUGAACAUGAGCGUCGAUCUGGUGCCAGUAUUGGAAUUCUUCGCGGAUCCUCCUCUGAACGGCACUUUCAACGGCUCUCCCUGGUACGCUGUGCCCAAGCCUCACAAGGUCGGAAACGAUACUCACCUGAAUUGGCGUAUGUCAUUUUUUAUGUACGAAAAAAAAAUUCUGCUGAAACAUGGUCAACUUAAGCCUGUUAUUCGACACGUUAAGAAAUUACGGGAUACGCAGAAUUGGAAAAUCAUACCGAGCUAUCACAUCGAAACCUUGUUCAUGCAUUUUUCCCAAGAGAUGGAGAGUUGCCCCGAACUGGCACAAUUAACGGGGAUAAAGCUUUUUCUCCAGAUGUUGGAGCGACUGAAAAAUGUAUGUCAACAACGUAAUUUAUUAAACUUUUGGGAUCCAAGUCACAAUUUGAUCGAGGCUGAAGAGAUUCAGUUGGCAGGAAUCGUGGGACGAUUGGCGAGAAUCAUUAAAGAAAUUGACAGUGAUCCAGGCAAAAUGACUGACUGGCUUUUAACGUCUUCGGAAUUGAGCUCUUUUCAAGAAGAAUUGGCCGCAAUUUGUGAUACUACACGGGAUUCAGAUACGUCGAGCCGUUGCAGCGAGAAAAGUGGUAAUGGAUCAACAAAUGGGUUUAAGCGUUCCGUUUUUCCCGUUGGAGAUGUCUCACCCAAUCCAAAUCCCUCUGACGACUCCCGCGGGAAUAAGCAAAGUAACGAUACUGACGAUCUAUCUAAAUUGAUAAUCAGUAAUUUCAAGCUCAUACGAAAUGAUAUAUCUCGCCUUCAACGAUCUGUCGAUUUGUUGUCGAAUCGACUUGCUAUUGUCGAGAACAAAUUGUUUGAUAUACACGAUAAAGACAGGAAAGUACCUUCAUGGGGAGAGAGGCCCGUGUUUCUUGACAAAUCAGAGAUCUUUGACGCAUGCAGCGAUUCAAGUUUAGGAUUAAGGUUAUUCAACUAAUUUUAUUAUUGUACUUGGUUAGAGUUUUUCUUAUCAGCUCAAACUACCAGCCAAGAAGGAAAAUCCUGUAUUUAUUUUCAAAUAUAUGAAACCAAAAGGAUUUUUCUUGGGCCGUGAAAUGUAACAAUAUUCGUUGUGACAACGCAUAAAUUGUGUCAGAAGACUAAACUUCGGGGGCCUUUGAAUCGGAUGUUUGCUAUUUUAUACAUUGGACGUUGAUUUUAUACAAAACAAAUUUUGUAUUGUACUUUUUAAAAAAUACUAUAUUUUAUAAAAUGUACGGUCUCACGGUCAAUAAAAUAAAACUUUAAAAAUGUUAAA